AUGUCGGACUCCGACCCGAUCGAGAACGCCAUCGAAGAUAUCACCACUCUCGCCAACUGCUGGCUGACUCUCCUGCCGAUGUACGAUUGCAACACGACCACAAACCGCGUUCGGGAGGUGGUCAACGAGGUUUCUGACUCCAUCGAGCCCACUAUCCUCAAGCAGGCGGACUAUCAGGCCCUCAUGCACGAAGCCAGUCUACUCUUGCGCGACUGGCUCAAAUUUGAGCACCAGGCGAAGCCGCUCAUUGAAUCCGGCUUCAACAAGGUCAACUUGAUGGAGGUCAGCGUUGCCUUCCUCAAGAACCCGCCUAAGCCGCUCAAGUUCAAGACUCCCUAUUGUGUGCGCGUGCAGGGCGAUCUUGCGCUCAUUCUGAAGGGUGUGACCUUCAAGAUUCCGGCCGGGCACCUCAUGGCCCGAUGUAUGAACCUCGAGGUACGUUUUGUACUCGAUACUAUGUUCCGUUACACUGACCAGUCCACCAAGACUAGUCCGAUCAAUCCGGCCGCUGUCUCCAGGGGCGAAGUCACCGUCGACGAGCACGGAAAAGUCACUGCCUUCAAGCACCUCCUCGAUCUCACCCGCAUGGUCGCUUCCGGUCGCAAGAAGUUCGAGAAGGCCCUCGUUGACUACAUCGGGGCGACGUUUGGCUUGGAUGAGGAGGCUUAG
Molecule: messenger RNA, 669 nt
Organism: Didymosphaeria variabile
Lineage: Eukaryota; Fungi; Ascomycota; Dothideomycetes; Pleosporales; Didymosphaeriaceae
Exons: 2
Coding region: 1-669 (222 amino acids)
Source: RefSeq, a predicted model, not a curated record